Messenger RNA from Oncorhynchus mykiss (rainbow trout), 3951 nucleotides. RefSeq lists its product as uncharacterized. Lineage: Eukaryota; Metazoa; Chordata; Actinopteri; Salmoniformes; Salmonidae. Gene Ontology annotation, molecular function: RNA polymerase II cis-regulatory region sequence-specific DNA binding; DNA-binding transcription factor activity, RNA polymerase II-specific. The record is from RefSeq and is a predicted model, not a curated record. Gene Ontology annotation, biological process: regulation of transcription by RNA polymerase II.
UUCUCUCAGCAACUCAUUACUAGCUGUCAUUAUCCGAACACUACAACAAAGUUGUCAAACUGUACCCUACAACAUUUCAUGCCAUACAAAGAAACAAUGGCUUCCUCAAUGGAUCAGGACAAAGCUAGCCCGUCCCCCUCCACCCUCCAGGAGUCCCCAGGUCAACCGCCUCUCCGUACUUUACUGCUGGUUCUGGUCGACUGCAGGAAAACACCGGGGCAGAGUGGAACUGAGAGAGGAGAAGAGGAACAUGGAGAUGUGAUUUCAUUAAGGGACAUCCCUAAUCGUUCCUCUCUUAGAGGGAGGGGCUUAUCUGGGGAGCCUCAACAACAUCAUGAUGCUGACAAGAAAGAGAAGAGUCUCUCCAGAUCAGAACACCUCAAGAAGCACCAGCAUAGAGGUACAGGGAAGAAACCUCAACACUGCUGCUCUGACUGUGGGAAGAGUUUGGCUAAACAGGACUUGACAAAUCAUGAGCAAAUUCACACUCUAGAGCAUGCAUCUAAUACCUUAAAAUCUCACCAGAGAAUUAAUUCAGGGGAGGGACCUUAUACUUGCUUGGAUUGUGGGAAAUACUUAAACCAGUCAGGAGCCCAGACUAAACACAAACACAAACACACAGGAGAGAAGCCUUAUAGCUGUGUUCCGUGUGGGAAGAGCUUCAGUCAAUUAGGAACCCUCAGAAAACACCAACGCAUACACACAGGAGAGAAGCCAUAUAGCUGUGUUCAGUGUGGGAAGAGCUUCAGUCGAUCAGGAGACCUGAUCAAACACCAACUCAUACACACAGGAGCGAAGCCUUAUAGCUGUGAUCAAUGUGGGAAGAACUUCAAUCAAUCAGGACACCUGACUGCACACCAACGCAUACACACAGGAGAGAAGCCUUAUAGCUGUGAUCAGUGUGGGAAGAGCUUCAGUCGAUCAGGAUCCCUGACUACACACCAACUCAUACACACAGGAGCGAAGCCUUAUAGCUGUGAUCAGUGUGGAAAGAGCUUCAGUCGAUCAGGAGACCUGACUCUACACCAACGCAUACACACAGGAGUGAAGCCUUAUAGCUGUGAUCAAUGUGGGAAGAACUUCAAUCAAUCAGGAGACCUGACUGCACACCAACGCAUACACACAGGAGAGAAGCCUUAUAGCUGUGAUCAUUGUGGAAAGAGCUUCAGUCGAUCAGGAGACCUGACUCUACACCAACGCAUACACACAGGAGAGAAGCCUUAUAGCUGUGAUCAUUGUGGAAAGAGCUUCAGUCGAUCAGGAGACCUGACUCUACACCAACGCAUACACACAGGAGAGAAGCCUUAUAGCUGUGAUCAUUGUGGAAAGAGCUUCAGUCGAUCAGGAGUCCUGAUCAAACACCAACGCAUGCACACAGGAGAGAAGCCUUAUAGCUGUGAUAAGUGUGGGAAGAGCUUCAGUCGAUCAGGAUCCCUGACUAGACACCAACUCAUACACACAGGAGCGAAGCCUUAUAGCUGUGAUCAGUGUGGGAAGAGCUUCAAUCAAUCAGGAACCCUGACUGAACACCAACGCAUACACACAGGAGAGAAGCCAUAUAGCUGUGUUCAGUGUGGGAAGAGCUUCAGUCGAUCAGGAGACCUGACUACACACCAACUCAUACACACAGGAGCGAAGCCUUAUAGCUGUGAUCAGUGUGGGAAGAGCUUCAAUCAAUCAGGAACCCUGACUGCACACCAACGCAUACACACAGGAGAGAAGCCUUAUAGCUGUGAUCAAUGUGGGAAGAACUUCAAUCAAUCAGGACACCUGACUGCACACCAACGCAUACACACAGGAGAGAAGCCAUAUAGCUGUGUUCAGUGUGGGAAGAGCUUCAGUCGAUCAGGAGACCUGACUACACACCAACUCAUACACACAGGAGCGAAGCCUUAUAGCUGUGAUCAGUGUGGGAAGAGCUUCAAUCAAUCAGGAACCCUGACUGCACACCAACGCAUACACACAGGAGAGAAGCCUUAUAGCUGCGAUCAAUGUGGGAAGAACUUCAGUCAAUCAGGACACCUGACUGCACACCAACGCAUACACACAGGAGCGAAGCCUUAUAGCUGUGAUCAUUGUGGAAAGAGCUUCAGUCGAUCAGGAGACCUGACUCUACACCAACGCAUACACACAGGAGAGAAGCCUUAUAGCUGUGAUCAAUGUGGGAAGAACUUCAAUCAAUCAGGACACCUGACUGCACACCAACGCAUACACACAGGAGCGAAGCCUUAUAGCUGUGAUCAUUGUGGAAAGAGCUUCAGUCGAUCAGGAGACCUGACUCUACACCAACGCAUACACACAGGAGAGCAGCCUUAUAGCUGUGAUCAUUGUGGAAAGAGCUUCAGUCGAUCAGGAGACCUGAUCAAACACCAACGCAUGCACACAGGAGAGAAGCCUUAUAGCUGUGAUCAGUGUGGGAAGAGCUUCAGUCGAUCAGAAUCCCUGACUAGACACCAACUCAUACACACAGGAGCGAAGCCUUAUAGCUGUGAUCAUUGUGGAAAGAGCUUCAGUCGAUCAGGAGACCUGACUCUACAUCAACGCAUACACACAGGAGAGAAGCCUUAUAGCUGUGAUCAUUGUGGAAAGAGCUUCUGUCGAUCAGGAGACCUGAUCAAACACCAACGCAUGCACACAGGAGAGAAGCAUUAUAGCUGUGAUCAGUGUGGGAAGAGCUUCAGUCGAUCAGAAUCUCUGACUAGACACCAACUCAUACACACAGGAGCGAAGCCUUAUAGCUGUGAUCAUUGUGGAAAGAGCUUCAGUUGAUCAGGAGACCUGACUCUACACCAACGCAUACACACAGGAGCGAAGCCUUAUAGCUGUGAUCAAUGUGGGAAGAACUUCAAUCAAUCAGGACACCUGACUGCACACCAACGCAUACACACAGGAGAGAAGCCAUAUAGCUGUGUUCAGUGUGGGACGAGCUUCAGUCGAUCAGGAGACCUGACUACACACCAACUCAUACACACAGGAGCGAAGCCUUAUAGCUGUGAUCAGUGUGGGAAGAGCUUCAAUCAAUCAGGAACCCUGACUGCACACCAACUCAUACACACAGGAGAGAAGCCUUAUAGCUGUGAUCAAUGUGGGAAGAACUUCAAUCAAUCAGGACACCUGACUGCACACCAACGCAUACACACAGGAGAGAAGCCAUAUAGCUGUGUUCAGUGUGGGAAGAGCUUCAGUCGAUCAGGAGACCUGACUAUACACCAAUGAAUACACACAGGAGAGAAGCCUUAUAGCUGUGAUCAGUGUGGAAAGAGCUUUGCUCGUUCAGGGUCACUGAUAAAACACCAGAAAGCACAAACAUGUCGUCUUUCAUCUCCCUUCUCUCUGGCACCGGUUCCAGAUCCCUAAAUAAAGUUUACAUAGAAAACAUCUUGUAAACAGUCAUCCAUCUCCCAUUCUCUAACACUUUAGUAAGUCUAAUUGCCAUGGUAACAUGUGUAGCAUAAUAUGCAGCUCUGGAUCCGUAUGUUACAAGCGUCUUGGAGUAGAAGUGCUGUGUGUGGUGGGGUGGGGGAGGAGGUGUUCAGAGCUAUCUUUUAAUUUAUGAUCUCAUAUUAUCCAUUAAAUAAUGUAUAAUAAAAUGUUUCACCAAUGGUAGGUGUAUAUUCAUGUGUGGGGGAAAUGUUAUCUGAAGAGAGAGCCUUGAAUUGUACUUGUCUCAUACUGUCAUUAAUUCCUGUAGGUAGAGAUAUGAGGGGAGACGGUCAUGACCCCCUCAGACCUUUUGGCAGAACGCUCAGAAUAUGUUCUAUAAGUUACAUGCAGGAACCAUAUGUUAAUGAUGAAUAAUGUAAAUCAUGCAAAUAUAACUUGUCUGUGUAAGCAGUAUAUAAGAGGACUAACGGGACUGCCCCGAAAGAGCUCCUGACCGAUGUGUACUAUGGUGCAUUAAGUUUGUUGGAAUCUCUCCAGCUGGCUGAUAAUAAAUAAUUAUUAAUUUAA